UUUGAAGGUUACGAAAUUUAAUUUGGGUUUGUUUGCGAAAAUGGAGAAUGCCGAAGAAGAUGAAGAUAAUGUUUCUGAGAGUCUUGCUGAAAAAGAUUUAAAUAAACCAAUGCAAUUGUGUUUUGGUGCUUUCCACGAAAGACAAAUACCCAUCGUUAAAGGGAAAAUGUCGGAUUCAACGAGAAAAAGAAAGAUUAAGGCAAUGAAAGAUUUGGCACAGGAACUGAGUACCAGAGCAAAAGUACAAACCAUUUUGUGCAUUGUUUCCCCAAACAAAAAAAUACCUACAAGGUUUCUAGAGUCAUAUGGAGAUCACGCUGAUAAUUUUCUUUAUGCCACAGAAUCGGGAAGUAAAAUCCAAUCUAUUUUAAAAGUGGCUACAGAAACAUGGAUUGGAAUUUAUGGUGGUAAACAACCAGAAAAGAAAAAUCAAAAGGAAAAAUCAACCACCAUAGAAGAGGAUACCGUCACAACUAAAUCAGCCAGGCAUGCUGUACAAAUUGCCAUAGAAAAGGCAGAAGAAAAAAGGAAAAGGCUACAAUUAAUUGAAAAUCAGCGUAAAGAAAAAAGAAAUAGAAUGACCCCUGCAAAAGCCAAAAAUUUUUUUAAAAAAUCAGAUACCUCUAAGACUAAAAAAGAUCAAAGGAAACAUUUGCCGAAUAAAAAAAGUUCCUUUCCAGAUCAGGAAGCUGUCAGCGGAACUAAGACAACUCUAGAAAUACUCGAAACUCUUGAAACAAACUCUAGGGAAUUACUUCAAGAAAUCGAGUUGGAACCAAUAUACCAGAAAGGCAAGAAAGGAUCUUAUCUUCCUAGACAUGUGAACCAUUUCCAAGAAAGUUUAGAAAAACUUCUCGAUGAUUCUGAAACUUCAGAAACAUCAGAAUUGAACCAUCAGGAUUUUACCCGAAGCACAAAUUCAAUUUCCAUUUCUCCAGGAUCUUCCACCACUUUUCAAGCUGAUCAGGAACCUCUUAGCUCUGUUUUCAGUAGCGUAUUCAACGCGGAAAAAGCUGAAUCCGCAUCUUCCGGUGUUCUUCAAACAGCCCAGCAUUUAGAUCCAGAAGCGGCUACAUCAGGAAGCGAGACCAUGAUCGGAAAAAUACCGGGUGUUGUGAACGCGAGAAAUGAGGAAAAUGAGGGACACAUUACUGCCCAAGAAAGGGAACCAAAUCAAAAAGCGUCUUCAAUUUUACCAAUUCCCGUUGGACUCGGAAAGCGACCUGAAGCAAAAUGGCAUUUUCUCUUUUCUAACAACGAAUAUUCUCCACCUAAAAACUGCCCUGUUAGAACAACUAAAACAAGGAAACGAUUGCGUAUUUCUGGAAAAGAAGAACAAAAUAAGACUUCAAACUAAAUCUUCCCAGUAAGUUCUACGCUAUUCGGUGGGCAAGAACCAAUAGUGCAUCAGAAAUCACAAAUUACUUUUCAGUAACAGAAAAGGAUUUCAAUUACACGGGCGUACAAAUUCAGUCGAUACGCAUUUGAAAACCAAGAAUCUUACAAAAGUCUACUUGAAACCAAAGGUGAUCAUUCAACUCUCCACUGAUCUUGGGUGAGAAUAAAUUUGAUUUUUGUCUUACAACUUUUUUCAUUUAUUAGUUAGAGACCCAUUAUGAAACAAUUAGAGUUCCAAUCUAGGUUUAGUUUGUGAACUACUUGUUUAAAUCGAUAGAAACAUAGUAUGAAGAAACCAGUAACUUUUACUAUGAAUUUUUCGGAAGCAGUCUGUGCCAUUAUUACUUUUUAUUAUCAGCAAAAAAAAUUAUUAACGUUUAGAAUACAACCUGCAAUUGUAGAGUUUCGUAAAAAAUGACCGUAAAAAUUUACGAUAGUGGUGCCGCUCUUUGACAAUCCGCUUAAUCACCUACCAGACGUAAACAAACUGUCAUUUUGUCAUCAGGACCGUUGGAGGUAAAGGUACUACCAAGUUUUAAGCUAUCUAAACGCAGUUACGACUGUUUAAAGGUACGUGUGUUGGAAGAAUUGUUAUGUAUUGUUGUAAUGAUGAUGGAAGUUUUUGUAUUUAUUUUGGAACUCAAGAAAUCUAUUAAUGGAACUAUACCACAAAAUUUUGCUUCAUCUGUCAAGGAAGUUCUUGUUACUUUCAAGUUGUUCCAUUUGAUGAAUUACAUUCAUGCCUGCAGAGUUUGGACUGGGUGCCCGAACGGGAUAGUGGAUUUCAUCGUUGCAUGAAAAUAUAGAACUACUGACCCUACUAACCAAUUACAUAGUAUUUUUAACCAAACCAUAUAGGUCAGUUGUGUAAUAUAUAGAUUUACUUGUUUGAUUAUUGACAGGGUAAACUAACUUCUUUUGUGAUUCCACGAGAAAGUUCUAUAUUUUUGCCUACAACAUAGAACAUACAAGGUUGAUGGUGUAUCAAAAUUGUUAUCCAUUAAGGUUAAUGAUUUGGAAUUUUGAAUUAACUAUGGUUAUCAUCCAGGUAAUGAAUUUUAUUUUAUUCAGUUCAAGAGUAAAACUUUAUAUUAAGGCUACCAGGAUACUACAUGAAGAACUGCUAACAGCAUAUUGCUAAACGGUGGAUCAUUUUCAGUAUCAUAGCAAUUCUGUUCUUCCUAUCCAAACAAUGUACAUGCAGGGCUGAAAAUGAAAA
Molecule: messenger RNA, 2617 nt
Organism: Daphnia magna
Lineage: Eukaryota; Metazoa; Arthropoda; Branchiopoda; Diplostraca; Daphniidae
Exons: 8
Coding region: 41-1357 (438 amino acids)
Source: RefSeq, a predicted model, not a curated record